This is a messenger RNA of Anthostomella pinea, 1863 nucleotides long. Lineage: Eukaryota; Fungi; Ascomycota; Sordariomycetes; Xylariales; Xylariaceae. The record is from the annotation of a GenBank genome assembly.
AUGUUUUGGGAGACUACCCUCGUCGCUGCAGCCCUGGCGGCCGUAGCCGAGGGAGCCCAGCCUGGAGCUCCAGCGCCGGUCGCCGCUCCAAUGCGUGAUCUGGAAUGGGGGCAAGUGAACUUCCUACACACGACAGACAUCCAUGGCUGGCUCGGUGGACACCUCCAAGAGGCGCUGUACUCUGCGGACUGGGGCGACUACAUAUCCUUCACCGAGCACAUGCGACAGAAGGCCAAUGAGCAGGGCGUAGAUUUACUAGUCAUAGACACGGGCGACCGGAUAGAAGGAAACGGCCUCUACGAUGGAUCCGACCCGAAGGGCAAAUAUUCCUACGAUAUCUUCCGGGAGCAAUCCGUAGACGCCGUGUGCACGGGGAACCACGAGUUAUACCAGAUAGACUCCGUCGCGCGCGAACACAACAUUACCGUUCCGAACUUCAAGAAAUCAUAUAUCGCGUCGAACCUCGACUAUAUAGAACCACAGACCGGCGACCAGAUACCCCAGGCGCAGCGAUACAUCAAGCUCAAGACGAAGAACCAGGGACUUAACGUUGUCGCGCUGGGAUUCCUGUUCAACUUCGAUCGGAACGCGAACAACAGUGUGGUGCAGCCCGUUGAGGAGACCCUAAAGGAGGAAUGGUUCAAGAACGCUAUCCGGGAGAAGCCUGACUUGUUUCUGGUCAUCGGCCAUGUCGGGCUUCGCAUGAAGGAGUUCGACCUGAUCUUCAGCGCCAUCAGGGACCAGAACUGGUACACUCCCAUCGCAUUCUUUGGUGGCCAUGCGCAUGUCCGAGAUGCGAAGAAGUACGACGACAAGGCUUUUGCGAUCGCCAGCGGCCGGUACCUGGAGACUAUUGGAUGGAUGUCGGUCGAUGGUAUCAAGAAGAGCAAGGAUGAAGUCUCGGCUGAAGCUUCUGUAUCGUUCAAGAGACGCUACAUCGACAAUAACCUCUUCGGGCUUCACUACCACACCGGCCUGAACGAGACGACCUUUCCUACUGAGCAUGGCCGCAACGUCAGCAAAAUGAUUAUGGAGGGCCGGAAGGCGCUGGACCUCGAUAACGCAUUCGGUUGUGCGCCGCAAGACCUCUGGAUGUCUCGAGCCGAAUAUCCAAGCAACGCCAGCAUCUUCACCUGGCUCGAGGAGCAGGUCAUGCCCGACGCUGUUGUCAACAAGGAGAGGGCGGAUAAGCCGCGACUGGCCAUCCUGAAUACCGGUGCCAUACGGUUCGACAUCUUCAAGGGCGCCUUCACCAAGGAUUCCACAUAUCUCAUUUCGCCCUUUGAGAGCAAGUUCAACUACAUCCCGGACGUGCCCUACGCCGUUGCCAGCAAGGUCCUGCACAUGCUCAACAACAGAGGGCAAGUCUUCGGGGGGUCGGGUCUGGAUACGAGAUACAUGACGAUUCCCGAGCAGAUGGCACCCCGCCCCUCUCUGUUCGAAGAGCCCGUCACGGCAGCAGACGAACCCCAGCUGCGCAUCUUUGGUGGGAGCGGAGACCAACAAAUCCCCCUCAGCAGCAGCAGCGGAGACGAUAAGGGGACCGGCAAAGAGCCAGAGCUGGUAGGCGGCUACACGACGAAAGACGACCUCGGCACCGACGGCGACGACGCCGUGCACUCGCCCAUCAGGUUCUUCGCGGUGCCCAACUGCGUCCAGUCCGAGGCCGCGUUCCCCGAGGACGGCGACCCUGACACGGUCGAUCUGGUCUUUAUCGACUACGUCCAGCCGUGGAUCAUCCCGGCGCUGAAGUUCAGCGGUGGUGAUUAUAGCACCAAUGAUGUAAGGGUGUACCUCAAUAGCACGCUGACGGAUGUGAUUGCGGGCUGGGUUAAGGAGCAUUGGGGUGAUGGCGACUGCUGA